This is a messenger RNA of Bactrocera oleae (olive fruit fly), 2210 nucleotides long. It is a transcript of the gene scra, whose product is annotated as anillin, actin binding protein. Gene Ontology annotation, biological process: septin ring organization; mitotic cytokinesis; actomyosin contractile ring assembly. Gene Ontology annotation, cellular component: actomyosin contractile ring. Lineage: Eukaryota; Metazoa; Arthropoda; Insecta; Diptera; Tephritidae. The record is from RefSeq and is a predicted model, not a curated record.
UUGUAGUGACUUGUAUUCAGAGGACUCAGAUGACAGCAACAUAGACAUCUGCAACAUUAGUUUGGGGCGUGAGAUAAUGCAUGCUGUACAAAAGAAUGACGAUCACCAACAAAAACAUCAGCGGGACAAUCGAAUUGAGGAGCAAUCUUAUGGUGAUAACGAAUAUUUUGGAUGUGAAGAUAGCUCAUUGAAUUCUUCUGGAACUUCAUUGGGUAUUAACGAUUACUUGGAUGAAGCUUUGGAAGAAGAUGACAUUGAUGACGACACACAGGGAAGCGAUACAGAUGACACUGAAAGUAAAUUUCAUCAGUCAAAAGACAACAAAGGGACAACUGCUUCCACUAGCUUUUCUUUCCAUAAAUCAUCAAAAAAGUACAAAAAUUAUAAAACUACAACAGAAAAAAAUAAGAUGGCACCAAUUCCAAAUUCAGCAACCCCUUUAUACGUGGCACAACCGGUGAAAUCUGAAAUGAGUAUCAGUCGCGAAAACGCCAACAAUAUGGUCACCUUGGUACAUACAGUCAGUUUUUACAGACGCCAACAGAGUGAUAAUAGUGCCAAUUCUACUCCAAUUCGAAGGGUGAGUAAAGAAAGAAAGAUCUUGCGCUCCGAUAUCAGUAACGCUACUUCUGGAACAAUGAAAAUUGAGCAUAGAAAGAAUAUAGAAGUCAAAAACGAGGAAACGUACCUUGUGGAGGAAGUUGAGAAACAAGUCAAUAGUUCACAAGACGAAAUAGAUACAGAUGAUACUCAUUUAGUGGAAGAAAAAAUCAAAAAACUACUGGAUGAAGUAUGUAAGCAGCAGACGGUGAUUGCUCAAACCAGUCAAGCAUUGAACUUAUGUGCUGCUACCAUUGAAUUUUCGGGCUCGACUGAGUCGGUUGAGGGCGAGCGACAUCUACUUGUAGCAACUCAUCGCCGUCAGGCCUGUUUAGAUGAAGUACAACGUUUGCGAGUAGAAAAGUGUUUACGCCCAAUAGGUUCCUUACGAGAUAAAGGACGCCUUACAGUUAAGGAAAUAACUAUACCAUUACGACAAGACUACAUACGCAAACUAGCUGCGGACACCAUUUCCGGUCAUCAUUUGGUUUGUUUACUAAAGUACAAUGAAUAUGUUUUGGCAACAAAGACAGUGCCCACUCUUCCUGGCCUUCUAGCCGUUAAAUUCCCCGAUGUUUUGAUAAUGAAUAACGUUUAUGCAGAUUUUAGGAUUACCCUAGAGAUUUACGGUAUGACUGCCCAGCGAGAAGUUUUGCCUCACGAGGUAAAAUAUCAUAUUAAUUUGAAUAAAAAAUGUGGCAUAAAAACCCCUAAAAAAAAGGGCAAUGAAAAUCGCCUAGUUAUGCCUCCAGUUCAAAGCCCAGCGGGACCAAACGUCGUGCGCACGCCGGCAUUGGUGCAAUAUGGUUUUGCCAUAUUUUCUUUACGUGAGAUACAGCGUACCUCAUGGACGCUAACACAAGUUCUUGGUGUAAGUCCAUUGGAAGGAGUUGUUCAUAUGAAAGCUAAUUGUGAAUUAUCUGUUUUGGUGGAACAUCGCGGCUUUCUAACGAUGUUUGAAGACAUUUCUGGUUUUGGGGCUUGGCAUCGACGUUGGUGUUAUUUAAAUGGAAGUGUACUUAACUAUUGGAAGUAUCCAGAUGAUGAGCGUAAAAAAACGCCUAUCGGCACCAUCGAUUUGUAUGCUUGUCAUACACAGAAAGUAACCGUAGCACCCCGUGACAUAUGUGCUCGUCUUAACACAAUGUUGCUUGAAUUCGAGAGACCCGCAAGGGAAACAGACGUAGAGUCACUCAUUAUUGUUCCAAACGGCCGCAACACAAUUGUGAGAUACCUCCUUUCAGCUGAUACGAAAGAAGAGCGAGAACUUUGGUGUGCGUACUUCAAUAAAGUCUUACUGUUGUUGCGCGCUUGGGGACCGUCGCAUUGAUUAUCAACUAGUAAUUGUUGAAUUCAAAUUGCGAGACAUGAAUAUUUAUUGGAGAUAUGAAAUUUCAUAUAUGUAUUUAGUUGUAUUAAUUUUGUCGAGGUGUACUAUGAAGUAUUUAAUCAAAAUUGAAUGGUAUUAAUUUGGUAAAACUAGUGCUACAAUAAUGACAACAAAUAUAAAAUAUGUAUAUUGUGGAGGAUUUUAAAUGGUGUUAUGCACUUUUACUUUCUAAACAUUCAGUUAAGUUUUCUACUGUUUGAAUAGACAAAUAGUAUAGUAU